This is a messenger RNA of Ichthyophthirius multifiliis, 946 nucleotides long. RefSeq lists its product as hypothetical. The record is from RefSeq and is a predicted model, not a curated record. Lineage: Eukaryota; Ciliophora; Oligohymenophorea; Hymenostomatida. Gene Ontology annotation, molecular function: protein binding. The transcript has 2 exons.
AUGCCGUAAAGAUAUUCAUUCUAAUAAAAUUCAAAGCGCUAGAACAUAUCCACAAAUAAUUCAAUCUUAAAAACAACAACUAAUCAAACAUUAUAAUAAAGGCCUGAAAGGCAAACAAUUUAGUAAUAGUAAAUAAUAUAAUAGCCUUUACAAAGAUUAAAUAUUAAUAAAAGUCGAAGUACAAAUUAAAUUAAUAAAAAGCGAAAUGCAAAAACUUAACAAAAGUUGGAAUAAAAAAAGAAUAGAAAUUUAUAUUCAAACCAAAUUAUAACAUCAAAUAAUUCCUUAUAAAGUACUGGAAUGUCCCCAGAUAUGAAAUAAUGUUUAUAAAUUUUAUAAAAAUUAAAUAAAAAUGAAAAUGCAACACCUUUUUUAUAUCGAGUAGACCCCAUAUUAUAAAAUUGUCCAGAUUAUUAUAAUAUAAUAUAGGAGCCAAUAGACUUAUCUUAAAUAGAAUUAAAUUUAAGGCAGAACUAAUAUUAAACCAAAUCAUAAUUUGCAGCUGAUGUAAGAAAAGUUUGGAAAAAUUCCUUUAUUUAUAAUAGAUAGGGAACCCAAAUAUAUGAAAUGACUAAAAAAAUGAGUGCUUUUUUCGAUAAACUAUAUAGCUAAAUUGAAAACUAAACACCUAAAAUGAUAAAUAAUUUAAAAAACGAUUAUCAUACCAUUACAUAGUAUUUUUUCUUUUAAUAAAUUAAAAUAAAAUAAAAAAAGAAAUCUUAAUCAUUUAACUAAAUAAGUAAGUGUUUUAUCAAAACCAGAAUAGAUAAAAAUUGACAAAAUGGAUAUUCCUUUAACUAUGAAUGAAAAAAAAUAAUUGGGAACUAAUAUAAGGUCACUUCCUCCAGAAGAUUUAAAUGGAAUCUGGAGUAUAGUUUAAGACAAUAACCUCUAACAUAAUAGUGAGGUUAUUGAGUUUGAUAUAGAUACAUUACCUGUAAAAAAA